Talaromyces atroroseus is the source of this 855-nucleotide messenger RNA. RefSeq lists its product as hypothetical. NCBI's taxonomy places the organism in Eukaryota, Fungi, Ascomycota, Eurotiomycetes, Eurotiales, Trichocomaceae. The transcript has 3 exons. Bases 1 to 855 code for a protein of 284 amino acids. The record is from RefSeq and is a predicted model, not a curated record.
AUGGGGAUCCCAAAUUCCUUCCAGCGCGAGAAGCUUGAAUCCCUAUGGAGCUAUGUUGUCAGCAACAAGAUGAAACAGGAGCUGUUAAAGGACAACGUUGUCCCUCAACAGCUUUUAGAUGACAAGGCCAUACUUCUGGUCCCUCACGUAUUCGAGGACGUUCACGAUUUCAAUUGGCGUUGCUCUGUUGAGUCUCUAACUCCCAAUAUGGCUCUCCCCCCAGUUUUGUUCUCCCCUUUCAAGAGCCUCGGAGAUCAUCCUAUCGACUUAGACGCUAUGGACCCUAUAUCAAGACAAGCUGCUACGACAUUCGUCGAAUAUGGCUCGCCUGACCUCUCCGGUUAUGCGAAUACAUCGCCAUACAGUUGUCCCGGGUAUUUUUCUCAUCGCAUUCAGAACUGGGCUGAAGGCGCACAAAUUCGACGACAAAUACCCCCGGGAGACCUAAAUCUUACUGAGUUCCGUGGUAUAACCCCAGUUCAUAAGUAUCAAGGUCUGUUGGCAGACUCUGGAUUUUAUGACCUCUGGCGCGAUGGCUGGGACACAAUGAUCUAUGAGUACGACAAGGAGCACUUUGAUGCCAUCUUGCUUCAUGUAAUACUGUUGACUUCUCAGGGUAACAAGGAUUACAAUGGGUCAAUGCUACGAGGUGAACUGGCAGUAAUUCUCACUGCCAUGAGAAACCGGGCUAUUCAGACCGUGAAACACGAGGAGGAGCAGCGACAGGAGGAAGAGGAGCCCGAGGAGGCGAGCAAAGAAUCCGAGCUCAUUUUCAGUUCGGAAGCCAGAUUCCCGUUAUUCGACAAUCCAGACUUUACAGUUUUGAAAAGAAAGAACCUGCGGUUUGGGACCUAG